Molecule: messenger RNA, 631 nt
Organism: Spodoptera litura
Lineage: Eukaryota; Metazoa; Arthropoda; Insecta; Lepidoptera; Noctuidae
Source: RefSeq, a predicted model, not a curated record
CAGUACAACUUGCGCUUGCGUCGAUUCUGUGACCGUGAAAAUUAUCACAAUGCGUUUCAUCGUAAUUGCCGCCGCCAUCUUAGCCAUGGUCCAAGCAAGGCCUGGCCUGUUCUUCGCCCAGCCGUACCAACCAAUUGGAGUGCAGUACGUGUCGGCUCCAUCAGCUAUCCACCCUCAUCCUGCAGUGGAACUAAACGCUGCAAGCGAGGCUCAAUUACCACGAGAAUUAUUAAAGUCUAGAGACUUUUAUGAUAACCCUCAUGUAGCUGCUGGAUUGGCCAAGGAAUCCUGGUUCACCAACAAGGAGAUGCAAGUCGUUGAAAGAGAAGCUGAGAAGAUCCCUCGGGAGAGCAUCUACCAUAUUGUGAAGAGCGCCGGGUUCUUGGACCGCCAUUAAGGUGAAUUGUAGUUUACUGAAUUGUGGGUAGUUGUGAAUAGCCUGUAGUACGUAGAUGAUUUGUGUCGGAAUAAUGUAGUGGGCUUCUAUUUACAACUUUAUAUAGAAUUAGAUAAGAAUUAUUUUCUAUUGUUUUAUAUCUACCGAAUCUGCGCUGAUUUUAUAGUGUUUAAUUUAUGUAUUUCUAGGGGUGCUAUGUAAAUAAUUUUAUAGGAAUUUUCUAUUUAUAGUUGU